CGUAGGUAAAGCAUGUGAUUUGAAUAUUUUAAGGUUGCAAAUAUGUUAUUAAAAGAAAUAAAUUAAACAGAAUAUUGUAAUUAACAUUAAAUAGGUUAACAUCAACAUGGAUUUUGCUAGAAAGCAGCUGGAGAAAUACGGUUGGACCGAUGGUAAAGGCUUAGGUAAACAUGAAAACGGCAUUUCGGAGGCGUUGAAACCAAAAUUGAAGCGAAGUGUGACCGGAAUCGGUCAUGACCCUGCUGCAGAAUUCAACGAACAUUGGUGGAGUGUACUCUACAAUAAAGCAGCCGAUAAUGUCCAGGUCCAGGAUAAAAAUGGUAAAACGAAAAAAAUCAAAAUCAAAGAUGACUUCAACAUAUCAACGAACACUUGGCAAAUUGACAAGAAACCUAAAAACGGCAAAGGGAAACAGUAUUCUGAAAAUUUUAUACGCACUGAAGUACUGACCAAAGGUGGAGGGAAGACGGAGAAUGUAAAAGAAUGUGAUAGUCACGAGGAGAACAAUGGAGGUUUAGUUAAAAUGACCGAUGAAGAGUUGUUUGCUGCUUGCGAAGGUCGGACGGCUCACAAAGGUGCGCGCCACGGACUCAGUGCAUUAGGUAAAUUGGCGAGAAUAGCUCAGCAAGAAGAAAUGCUACUAAUGCUACCGAAAUAUAAUGGUUAUUCUCAUGCAAAGAAUAAAGGCGACGAGCAAAUUAUCGAAGACCUAAGCUUACAAUCCGAAGAAGCUGAGAAACGUAAGAAAAAAAAGAAAAAACGGAAACGCUGUACUAGCAAUGAGGGUAUGACAGUUGAAAACAGUGUAGUGACAGCAUCAGAGGUCAUCGAAUCCAGAGAAAUAGAGAAUGUUACUACUAGUGUAGAAAAUAUAGAGGAUGUAGAAAGUGUAGAAAAAUUCAGUAGCAAGAAGAAGAAAAACAAAAAACAAAAGUUUGAUGAAAAUAGUAAUCAUGCAACAGAAAUUAUCGAAAAAACAAAGAAGGGGACAAAACGGAAAAAUAAUGAAUGUAUCAAUAUGGAGUCAAUGGUAGUAGACAAUGAGCGAAAUGAAUUUACUGUGAAAAGUAAAAAGAAGAAAAAGAUACAGAGUAUUUAAACUGUAUAUUUUGCAAACAGUACAUUUAGUAUUAAGAAUAAAGAUUUUUACAAACCGUU
This is a messenger RNA of Bombyx mandarina (wild silkworm), 1158 nucleotides long. RefSeq names its product G patch domain-containing protein 4. Gene Ontology annotation, molecular function: nucleic acid binding. The record is from RefSeq and is a predicted model, not a curated record. NCBI's taxonomy places the organism in Eukaryota, Metazoa, Arthropoda, Insecta, Lepidoptera, Bombycidae. Gene Ontology annotation, cellular component: nucleolus.